UGCGCGAGCGAGCGGCCGCUCUUCGUCGUUAAAGGGGCCGGCGCUCCAUCAGUCACAGCAGCGGAAGCGGCGGCGUUGUUGUUGUUGUUGUUGUUGACGACGACGACGGUCCCGGUCCCCCGCUCCCCGGCCUCUGGUGAUGGCCGGUGUGUCGCAGAGGGAGGCCCGGAAAGCGGCUGAUCGGCGGCAGAAGCGCGCCCUGGAGGAGCAGAGCGCCCGGAGCAAACUGGUCUCCCGAAUCCUUAAAAAGCCAGAGGAAUUGCGGACAAAGGAGGACCUCGCUGUGCUGGCGGGCUGUGUGGAUACCGUGCAGGCCAUGGAAAAGCGAAAGCAGAAAAGAGAGGCACAGAAGAGGAAACUGGAAGAGGUUCUAGACGAACCCGAUGAACUAAAGAAGAAAAUAAAACUAUUGGUGACAGCUGUUCAGGAAGCCCGCUACCUGGUGAUCUAUUCGGGGGCAGGAAUCAGCACGGCAGCAUCAAUCCCGGAUUACAGAGGCCCCAAUGGUGUGUGGACAUCACUGCAGAGUGGGAGGGCAGUGAGCGCAACAGACCUGAGCGAGGCAGAGCCUACCUUGACUCAUAUGUGCAUCGCACAACUUUACAAAGAAAAGCUGGUGCAACAUGUGGUUUCUCAGAACUGCGAUGGAUUACACUUACGCAGCAGUUUACCCAGGAAGGCACUUUCUGAACUACAUGGAAAUAUGUACAUAGAGGUUUGCACGUACUGCACCCCCAACCAAGAAUACGUCCGCCUGUUCGAUGUGACGGAGCGCACCUCACUGCACAGGCACAGUACAGGCAGAAGGUGCCACAAGUGUGCCAAUGAAAUGCGAGACACCAUCGUACACUUCGGGGAAAAGGGGACUUUGGAACAACCGCUCAACUGGAAGGGAGCAGCUGAGGCAGCCAAAAAAGCCGACGUGAUCAUUUGUCUCGGUUCCAGCUUAAAGGUUCUUAAGAAAUACCCGUGUCUGUGGUGCAUGAACAGAGCGCCACACAAAAGACCAAAGCUGUACAUAGUAAACCUACAGUGGACACCAAAGGAUGAUUUCGCUACACUGAAGAUUCAUGCAAAAUGUGAUGACGUCAUGAAGUUGAUAAUGGAAGAACAAGGCAUUGAAAUUCCCAGCUAUGACAGGUUCAAGGAUCCUAUUUUCAGUCUGGCAACUCAGCUGAGACCAGAUGAGGAAGGAAGUCACACUCGCAAAAUACUCGCAAAGGACAACUCAGGGAGUGUGGGCACCAUCUUGUCUGGUGGAUGGUACGGUAAAGGCUGUGCGAAAGGCAGAAGAAGAAAAAAGAUCACCGCAUAGCCAAGAGCCAUGGGUCACUGCGAUUGUUGUCGUUGUUUACAGUUUUCUUGUUAUUUUUUUCUUCCAUUAGAUUGCUGCAAGCAUCUGGUAUCACUUCUGUUCUGUACUGAGGUAACAAGGUGCAUGUGAAUGAUGCAUAGACACAUACCCCUUGGGGGUUAACGCAAUAACUCCCCAAAACUCCCAUUGUCCAGCUACCAGGCUCUCAUUUGAGCUAAUCUGUCAUUGUGUCUGUCCGAAGAAAUUAUAUAUAAUUGACGAAAGAUUAUAGACCUGAAAUGUUAAUUCAUUUUCCUCUCCAUGGAUGCUGCCUGACCUGCUGUGUGUUCCCAGCGACUUCUGUGUUUAUACCAGAUUUUCAGCAUCUGCAGUACAUUAUGCCCUAAGAAAUUAUUAGUUUGACAACUGAAUUUCAGAUGUUAGAAGCUCAAAAAUAUAUGAUUGAAAUAUGGCACAUAUUUGUUUGAAUGUUGCAGGGAUGAACCCUCUGAAUACCCUAAAAUGCUUUCAACUUACAACCUUACCUACCAGUCUAUCAAAAACAAAGUUUGAAUUAAAAUAGCUUUUGAGUAUAUUUUGCACUAAUAGAUUUUUCAACUUACAAUGAAUGACAUUUGUUUACCUUUCUUACACAUUUGAAACCAGUACUUGAAUUAUUUUGAAACCGCCUAGAAAUUACAACACAGGGAUUUUUCUAAAAACUCAAGUUUCUACUUUCACUAAGAUCUAUCUAUAAUAAUAAUAGAUCUAUCUAUCGUUGGAACACCUCCAGCUUUUUAACUUGUGUUUUUUAACGACUGUCUGACAAAAUAGGCUAGCUAUAGAUUGGUCUUGAAAUGAUCCCUUGUGUGCAACCACAAUACCUUAGUUUGGAGGAGCCAGAAUAAGGCCACCUCUGGUCACUUCCAUUCACAGGCUUUGUGAAACAAUUGAAUAACACGGAGCUUUGCAUGACGCAAACAUAAUCGUCAGUUACUGUGAGUUCAGUGCAAGUGCAUUGGCAACUUGCUUUCCCCAGUGGAAUUCAUACAUUUGAAGUGCAUUCCAUCCCAAAUCUUCAAACACAACCCAUUGUUUCAGGAUCGAUCUAUUAGCCAUAAGCACACCCCUAAUUCACAUGGCUUCUCUAUCAAUACAGUUUAAAAUCAUGUAAAGGGAAUGUUUAAAACGGGUAUUUGGGUACUUCUUUGGUUACGGAGGGUGGUUUGAGUGGCAGUUUGUGGUAGGUUUAUUUUUAAUAUAUUUUUUCACUGAUUUGUUUUGCAUUUUGAAGAGAAGCUGUUGUUUUGACCAGAUUGAGAAUUUAUUUUUCCACGUGCUUCAGUAGUUUCAAAAAUUCUAGUGGACAUUUAGCUUUAGGGUUUGUUUUUUUGCAUCUCAAUGUAAGUGAAUCCAGCCCAAGGAAGUUUGAUGAUGCUUACCUCUCAAUGAUGAUGAUUGUCAGGUUGAAAUCUGACGUGUUUUGAGAGGUUUCAGGACAAGGACGAGACAAUUUUGUGUUAGGGAUUUUUUUUUCGCUCCAGAUCCGGGAGCAAAGUAGAAUUGGAUGAAUCCUUAAUAAUUCCCACUAUUAUCAUUCUCGAGAUGAGCCAUUUGCAUUGCUAAGAGAUGUGCAGUCAAAAACGUGUUCGCACCUCGCCUGCACCAGCAGCCUAGACUUUUUAAAGCUGGAUAAACAGUGGAGUUUGGAAAAGUGUGUUUGGAAAUUCAGCACCUGGUUCAUUCUCUUCCAGUGAGCCAGCAGUUGGUAUUGCUUCAAUGACUAUGUUACAAAUGCUGCAAUUCGCAAUUAACUUUGCACCCCAUUUUACCCCCCGCCCUGCCCCGUGUGCUGCUGUGGGAACACGGAUACACAAUUGGUGAGUGAAUUCUGGAGAACAGCCCAUCUGUGGUUGCACUUUAUUUGAUAUAAGUUGUUGAUCAUUUUACCACGGGAACUGUAAUUAUUUUUUAUAUUAAAAAAAAUAAAGUCUAAA
Molecule: messenger RNA, 3291 nt
Organism: Callorhinchus milii (elephant shark)
Lineage: Eukaryota; Metazoa; Chordata; Chondrichthyes; Chimaeriformes; Callorhinchidae
Gene: sirt7
Product: sirtuin 7
Exons: 10
Coding region: 140-1315 (391 amino acids)
Molecular function (GO): NAD+ binding
Source: RefSeq, a predicted model, not a curated record